Molecule: messenger RNA, 1590 nt
Organism: Auxenochlorella protothecoides
Lineage: Eukaryota; Viridiplantae; Chlorophyta; Trebouxiophyceae; Chlorellales; Chlorellaceae
Product: Propionyl-CoA carboxylase beta chain, mitochondrial
Exons: 9
Coding region: 1-1590 (529 amino acids)
Cellular component (GO): mitochondrion
Molecular function (GO): propionyl-CoA carboxylase activity
Source: RefSeq, a predicted model, not a curated record
AUGUUGCAGCUGGUGCGGGCCGCGAGCAGGGCGUCCCGACACACCAAAGCACUCCUGCCCGCUCUCACGAAAAAGUGGGAGCGCAUCGUGACUGCCAAGCAGGCCGCGGAGGCUGGGGGCGGCCAGGCCCGGAUCGCCAAGCAGCAUGAGAAGGGCAAGCUCACCGCCCGCGAGCGCAUUGCUGCCUUCCUGGACCCCGACUCCUUCGUGGAAGCGGGAUCCCUGGUCCAGCACCGCUGCACCGACUUUGACAUGGAGUCCCAGCAGUACUAUGGCGACGGCGUGAUCACGGGGUCUGGCACGGUGUUUGGCCGCCCCGUCUUCGUAUUCAGCCAGGACUUCACGGUGCAUGGCGGGUCCCUGUCAGAGUCGCACGCCCUCAAGAUCUGCCGGCUGAUGGACAGGGCGGUGGCUGCGGGCGCGCCCAUCGUCGGCCUGAACGACUCCGGCGGCGCGCGCAUCCAGGAGGGCGUGCUGUCGCUCGGCGGCUAUGCCGAGGUGUUCCAGCGGAAUGUGGACGCCUCCGGGGUCAUCCCACAGAUCUCGCUCAUCAUGGGCCCCUGCGCUGGCGGCGCCGUGUACUCCCCCGCCCUCACCGACUUCACCUUCAUGGUCCGCCACUCCUCCUACAUGUUCCUCACCGGGCCCGAGGUGGUGAGAUCUGUCACGGGGGAGGUGGUGACGCAGGAGGCGCUGGGCGGCGCCGGCACGCACAGUAGCAAGUCGGGCGUGGCGGCGGGCGCCUUUGACGACGAGCUGGAGGCGCUGAGCGCGAUGCGGGACCUGCUGUCGUACCUGCCCCCCUCCAACCGCCACGCCGCGCCCCUAGUCCCCUCGCGCGACCCCCCCACCCGCUCCUGCCCGGCGCUCAACUACCUGGUCCCGGACUCAGAUGCGGAGGCGUACGACAUGCACGCCGUGCUGGCGCAGGUCCUGGACGACGGUGCGCUGUUCGAGAUCGCGGCCGACCACGCCAAGAACAUCGUGGUCGGCUUCGGGCGGCUGGGCGGGCGCAGCGUGGGCGUGGUGGCCAACCAGCCGGCCGUGCUGGCCGGCUGCCUGGACAUCGACGCCUCCGUCAAGGCGGCGCGGUUCGUGCGCUUCUGCGACGCCUUCAACAUCCCGCUGGUGACCUUUGUGGACGUGCCCGGCUUCCUGCCCGGCACCGCCCAGGAGUACGGUGGCAUCAUCAGGCACGGGGCCAAGCUGCUGUACGCCUAUGCCGAGGCCACCGUGCCCAAGCUGACUGUGAUCACCCGCAAGGCGUACGGCGGUGCCUACGACGUCAUGAGCUCCAAGCACCUCCGGGGGGACACCAACCUCUCGUGGCCUACGGGCCAGGUGGCAGUGAUGGGCGCCAAGGGUGCCGUCGAGAUCCUCUUCAGGGGGAGGUCUCAGGAGGAGCAGGAGGUCAAGACCGCAGAGUACGAGGAGAAGUUCAGCAAUCCUAUGCAGGCAGCCAAGUACGGCUUCAUCGACGACGUCAUCGCCCCCCAGGACACCCGCCGGCGCCUGUGCGCCGAGCUGGAGGUGCUGAAGGACAAGCAGGCCACGCGCCCCUGGCGCAAGCACGGGAAUGUGCCGCUGUGA